Molecule: messenger RNA, 909 nt
Organism: Ogataea angusta
Lineage: Eukaryota; Fungi; Ascomycota; Pichiomycetes; Pichiales; Pichiaceae
Exons: 2
Coding region: 1-909 (302 amino acids)
Biological process (GO): cellular response to nitrogen starvation; macroautophagy
Cellular component (GO): cytosol; autophagosome; fungal-type vacuole membrane
Molecular function (GO): phosphatidylethanolamine binding
Source: RefSeq, a predicted model, not a curated record
AUGAAAUCUGCGUAUUGGGCUUCUAAGACAGAGAGGCAAUCCAAGCCGCGCUCUGACUCUCGCCAAAUAAAGCUCCGUGCGUUUGAUACACUCCACGAGUCUCUAAUUCGACAGCCAUUGGUGAGUGAUGAGAAAACGACCUCGAUAAACCCGUCCACCAAAGCCGAACGCGUGAAAAUAGAUCUUGGAAAGCCGCUCCCGUUAGAAUACGAUACUGUACGACCGCAAUCCAGACGAGCGCCGCGUCUCAUAACCAAGAACGACGCGUCUUUUACAAAAGUGGACACAUCGUUCAGCCCACCCCCCAGAACGCUAAAUUCUCGUCUUUCAAAUCGCGCAAGGUUUUACGAGACUCUCAAAGAGAUACCAAAGCACAAUGUUGAGCAAACUGGAACUCCAGAGAGCCAAUUGAAUGCAGAGGAGAACGCUUUGUCACCCAGAGAAAUGCGCCUCAGACGCCUGCGCCAGACUUUGCUGGGAAACGAAGGCAAGCGCACACAACCUGAACGCACUACAGAAGCAGAAACAGAGCAGAAUGAUGCCUCUGAAAAUCCCGAGCCUGCCACAUGCCCGUCGCAAAAGGCUUCUAGGAUCAGAGGCAAGUUUCUAGACAGGAUUCCAGUCAUUUGUGAGAAGGUCGAGGAGAGUGACAUCCCUGAGAUUGAUAAGCGCAAAUACCUGGUUCCAUCCGAUUUAACAGUGGGCCAAUUUGUUUACGUGAUUAGAAAGAGAAUUCAGCUGCCAUCAGAAAAAGCCAUUUUCAUCUUUGUGAACGAUAUACUCCCCCCAACAGCAUCAUUGAUGAGUACAAUCUACGAACAAUACAAAGAUGAAGACGGGUUCUUGUAUAUUUUAUACAGCGGAGAGAACACGUUUGGACAGUUGGAAGGCGUCGAGGAAAUGCUUUAG